Messenger RNA from Fonsecaea multimorphosa CBS 102226, 1773 nucleotides. RefSeq lists its product as uncharacterized. The record is from RefSeq and is a predicted model, not a curated record. The coding region runs from base 1 to 1773 and encodes 590 amino acids. Gene Ontology annotation, biological process: protein quality control for misfolded or incompletely synthesized proteins. NCBI's taxonomy places the organism in Eukaryota, Fungi, Ascomycota, Eurotiomycetes, Chaetothyriales, Herpotrichiellaceae. Gene Ontology annotation, molecular function: ATP binding; ATP hydrolysis activity. The transcript has 2 exons. Gene Ontology annotation, cellular component: mitochondrion; cytoplasm.
AUGAAGGCGCCCGUGCGGCCCAUCCGCACCACCUUCCACGCCUACGUGGGAGCUCUACUGUCCGAUACCGCUGCUGCGCGGCCGCCGAGGCGGUCGAUAUGCACCGACUGCUUGAACACUCUGCGACGGCAAAGAAGAGCGUUAAGAACGUCCUCGUCUCGCCAGAUUCAUGUUGCGAGCAAUGGAGGAAGAACUUCCAGGAGUCUUCGAGAGGCCGUCCGAGCGGCGAGACCACUGGUCUUGCGGCCGCAGCAGCAGAAACGACAGCUCGCAACCGUGACUGAUGUACCCGCUCGUGGACCUUUGGAGGAGUACGAUGAGAGAGUGCAAUCGAGGCGUCUCAGGGAGGACGAACAUCAGAGAACCUUGGUUGAACACCUGCAAGAUCUCCACGAGACUCUAAAAGAGUACCACCCUCCCAAGGUCAUCCAUCCGGACAUCAACGAUCUCCAACCGCCCAAGAAAUCCCUCUUUGGUUCCCUGUUCGGCGGCGGGAACAAGAAGAAGGCUAUUGGCGAGAUACCAGAGAACCUGCCCAAGGGACUGUACAUGUACGGUGAUGUUGGAUCUGGGAAAACCAUGCUGAUGGACCUCUUCUUCGACACGUUACCUCCGAACAUCACCUCCAAGACCCGCAUUCAUUUCCACAACUUCAUGCAAGACGUGCACAAGCGACUACACAAGAUUCGCAUGCAAUAUGGCAACGAUUUUGACGCCGUGCCCUUCAUCGCAGCAGAUAUCGCCGAAACUGCCCAAGUGCUCUGCUUCGAUGAGUUCCAAGUGGUUGACGUUGCCGACGCAAUGAUCCUCCGUCGUUUGAUCGAGGCCCUCAUGUCGCACGGCGUUGUUCUGGUCACGACCUCGAAUCGGCAUCCAGACGAUCUCUACAAGAAUGGAAUUCAGCGCCAGUCCUUCAUCCCGUGCAUAAACCUGCUGAAGAAACAACUCAAAGUCAUCAAUCUUGAUUCACAAACCGAUUAUCGCAAACUCCCAAGGCCUCCUUCGGGAGUAUACCACCAUCCGCUUGACCGAGCCGCCGUCUCUCACGCAAACAAAUGGUUCCGUUUCCUGGGCGAUCCAGAAAACGAUCCGCCUCAUCCCACGACUAUCACCGUUUGGGGUCGCGAAGUACAGAUCCCGCUCGUCUCGGGCCGUUGUGCCAAGUUCUCUUUCCACGAGCUGAUCGGUCGCGCUACAGGGGCAGCGGAUUACAUUGAGAUGAUGCGGAGUUUUGAUGCGUUUAUCGUCACCGACGUACCCGGAAUGACCCAUAGAGAACGCGACUGGGCCAGGCGAUUCAUUACUUUCAUCGAUGCGGUGUACGAGUCGCACGCGAAACUUGUCCUCACGACGGCAGUGCCCCUGUCUCAGCUUUUCGUGUCCAAGACUGAGCUCGAUGAGUCGUUGAAUAAAGUUGGCGACAAAGUCCAGAAGGACAAAUCUAGCGCCUCCAAAGAAGAUCAUGCGGUCGUCGAAGAAGUCAAAAAGGCCAGGGAGGGAAGAGGGGGGCGAGAGGAGGAAGGGGCAGAUGUCGACGAUGUGAUGCGCAACCUGAUGGACGACCUGGGAAUGAAUAUGAGUAUGUUGAAGCAAAGCUCCCUUUUCAGCGGCGAUGAAGAACGGUUCGCGUUCGCACGGGCGCUCAGUCGCUUGAGUGAAAUGGGAAGUCAAGAGUGGGUGGAACGCGGGCUUGGGCUUGAAAAGAGAGGAGGAUUGGAGGAGAAGGAGGGAUGGCAGAGAGUUCGGAGCAGGUGGAGGGAGGACAGCCUGUGA